AUGGCGUCAGCCCGUGGUAGUAGAAGGAGCAGUUAUUCGGAUAGUGGCAUUAGUAGUACUACUACCAGUAACGCUGUUAACCCACGUUAUGCUUGUUAUUGGCUAAAAUCAUGUAGAGGACAACAUGAAUUAGACGAUUGUCAUGCGAGACGUGGCGAGUUACAUGGAAAAUUAGGCAUCUACUACAGUUCAAACGGUAUAUAUCAGCGAUAUCUUCGUGAUCAAAUAAAUAACCUAUCGUUAGAACAUAAUCCAACGGGAUGUACGAUGAUUAAUUUGCUGAUCUACACUCAGCGAGAAGGUGAAAUCUUGAUCCUAUUUGUAACAAAAUUGGUCAAAGAAAAACAUCAUGAAAUCCCAACAACGGUAGAACGACGUGCAUUGUUAACUCUACCAUCGUCAUAUCCGCGUGAAAAAGGCGAAUUGCAGAAACAGGUGGCCGAAAGAGCUUUGGAUAGUGUUACACAUGAAAAAGAAAUUACAUCCAAUUUGCGAUCACGUCUCACACGCUUCUUGUUUGUAGAUGCAAGCGUUAUUUAUCCAUUACAUUUAACCAAUGAACAUGCAGAUCUAUUGACUCGUUCGUUCACCCCAAAUGAUGAAAUAUCUGCCCUACACUGGUUUGCUCUCUCAGCUGUUCUCGCCCAACUUCCCGAAUGGAAUAAUUACUUGGGAAGAGAAGCAGUUGGGAAGGAACUGGCACAAAUUCGCCAUAUAAGCCAUGCAGGAAUUAAGUUAGGAGAAGGAUAUGUGCUUUGGUCAGUGGUAGCGACUGUAUUGAUGUGUAUCAGACAGCACGUGGGAUUUGAAACAUUUCUCGAACUAUAG
Molecule: messenger RNA, 828 nt
Organism: Didymodactylos carnosus
Lineage: Eukaryota; Metazoa; Rotifera; Eurotatoria; Philodinida; Philodinidae
Source: the annotation of a GenBank genome assembly